AUGGAUUUCAAUGCAGACGAUGCUAUAGCGGAAGAUGAUGAAAUUUCCACAGAUAAUGCUGCAACCAGAGGUGCGGAUACUAUUGAUGAUGCUCCUAGUUAUUGUCAGGCAUUUGGAUAUAAGCUAGCAGAGCCAAUGGACCAACACAAACUUGAUUUUAUCAAAGGAGAACUUAACAGACUAGCUGGAAAAACUGGUAAGUUGAUCAAUGGAAAAUACUUGUAUGUACUUCCAGCUACACGUUACUAUAUUGGUGGUUCUGACUUCUUCGUCGAGGGUCAAUGGAUAUGGUCAACAUCUCAGACCGGUAUUCUUGCUCACAACUGGGAACCAAGUGAACCAAAUAAUAUCGGCCCUGGAGAGGACUGUCUCACUGUCAAUCAUGAUGGACUUUGGAAUGAUGUCCCUUGUGAUACAGCGGUUCCAUUUAUUUGUGAGGCUGAAAACCUCGAUACAAGUGUUAUUGGGUGAUGUGUGAGGGAGCA
Mytilus californianus (California mussel) is the source of this 485-nucleotide messenger RNA. Its product is annotated as perlucin-like. The record is from RefSeq and is a predicted model, not a curated record. Gene Ontology annotation, molecular function: signaling receptor activity. The transcript is spliced from 4 exons. The coding region runs from base 1 to 471 and encodes 156 amino acids. NCBI's taxonomy places the organism in Eukaryota, Metazoa, Mollusca, Bivalvia, Mytilida, Mytilidae.